AUGGCGGAAAUCAAAGAGAACCUCAAUUCGGUGUUCGACCCUACGGGGCGCGGCCUUGAGCCUGACAUCAUUGAGGUGCUUGAAUCCAUACUCCGCUUGCAUUCCAUCACGCCCGACGAACUCUUCAUAAAAUGGGAGGUGUACUCACUGAAAAUGGGGUCUGAGGAAACCAAACUCGACCUCCCCACUGCGCGCAUGUUCGCCAGAGAUGUUCAAGACGCGGUCGAACGGGGUGGACACGAUCGAAUGCAGAAACAUAUGAGCGGUCGCGUGCCUGGAUCAGAGCGAAAGGGUGCGGCGCAUGCUACAUCCAGGGCAGUGGGAAAUGGAGACAUGUUUGGAAUGCUUGAUGAACUGACUCCGAAUGCACUCCCGCGAAGAAAUGGAAGCGUGAAACGAAAGGCCGACUUUGACUCCCCAAUGCCCAAGAAAAUCACACGACCAGAUACAGGCAAGACUCCCAGUAAAGGGGGGAAAGGUGAGGGACUUGCUGGCAUCCCCUUUUCGCAGCGACAAAACUCCGGCCAAAUCAUUGAGACUUUGAACGAGCAACUCACAGCCGCAGAAGUUCCGCUUGCUCCUUUCUCCGAAGCCCGAAUUCGAUUGAUGGCCAACACGGACUAUAAGAAAUUUGCCUAUAAGCCCAUGUCCAUGCGGCUAUCGGAAUCCUCCGAAGUGCUGGACGAGCGCAUCGACGAGUUCUCCACCCUGAUCCAGAAGUUUCACACUCUGGAAGAUUCUGCUUUCGGGAAUGCUGGAGCUCAGAGUACAAGUGAGAUUAUUGCGGUUGGCAGGAUCGCAUCAGAUACAGCAGAGGGGAAACUGAAUGCUGCAUCCCUGGUGCUAGAAAUGUCGAGAAAAAUCGGGGCUGGAAUUCGAAUACCGCUGAAACUCGACGGUUUGCCGUCCUAUCAGUUUUUCCCUGGUCAAAUCGUGGCUCUACGAGGUACCAAUGCUUCUGGGCAAUACUUUACAGUCAAGGAGGUGCUUUCUGUACCCAGGUUGCCUAUGCCUUCGUCGACACCGCAGGCUAUUGAGGCACUGAACGAAAGGUUGGACGUAUCAGAGAGCUCUUCUUCUCCACCCCUCAAUAUCAUAGUUGCAUGUGGACCUUACACCGCCGAAGACAACCUGGAUUACGAGCCGUUCAGGGCAAUAUGCCAAACGGCGGAAGAAACGAUGGCAGAUGCACUCAUACUGACAGGGCCGUUUAUCGAUAUCGAGCAUCCCAUGAUCGCCUCUGGCGAUUUUGAGAUCCCGCAAACACGAGGGCUAGAUCACGAGGCAAGCAUGACGGUACUUUUCAAGCUGUGGAUUUCAGGACAUUUGCAACGACUUGUCUCGGCAGUUCCCAGUAUCACUGUUCUGAUGGUCCCUAGCGUACGGGAUGCGAUUAGCAAACACGUCAGCUGGCCACAGGAACGACUGAUCAAGAGUAACCUGGCACUCCCCAAACAAGUGAGUAUGCUGCCGAAUCCUUGUUUCAUUUCACUAAACGAGGUUGUUCUGGGAAUCUCUUCGCAAGAUGUACUGUACGAGCUGAGUCGGGAACAAUUCUCUCACGGAGCAGGGUCAGAUCUUCUGACGAGGCUGCCUGGAUAUCUGAUCGAACAGCGACAUUUCUUCCCGCUUUUCCCGCCGAUGUCACGAGAUAAGUUGACAGGCAAUGGAGUGGUCAAGCCGACAGGAGCGUGUUUGGACCUGGGGUAUUUGAAGCUGGGAGAGUGGUUGCAGGUCAAGCCUGAUAUUCUGGUUCUGCCCAGCAUGUUGACACCGUCUGUCAAGGUUGUGGACAGCGUCAUGGUGAUCAACCCAGGGCACCUAUCGAAGCGGAAAGCGGCAGGAACGUAUUCCCGGCUCUCGCUGCAUGCUCGCAAUGUUAGUGAGGACGAGAAAGCGGCCAAGACCAUCACACAUGACGUCUUUAAUCGGGCCAGGGUUGAUGUCGUCAGGAUAUAA
Molecule: messenger RNA, 1959 nt
Organism: Exophiala aquamarina CBS 119918
Lineage: Eukaryota; Fungi; Ascomycota; Eurotiomycetes; Chaetothyriales; Herpotrichiellaceae
Product: DNA polymerase alpha subunit B
Exons: 4
Coding region: 1-1959 (652 amino acids)
Biological process (GO): DNA replication; DNA replication initiation
Cellular component (GO): alpha DNA polymerase:primase complex
Molecular function (GO): DNA binding
Source: RefSeq, a predicted model, not a curated record